CAUUCAAUUCCCAGCCUACAUUUUUCAGGCCAAAAAUGAAGAGGGAGGCUCGCCAACAUGGUAUGGUUCGGACUUACCCGAUCCAUCCAUCUCCACGGAAUCCGAAACCCGAAACACGACAUGUUUCAAGUCUCGAUUCGGCACCGUUUGCAGGAUCAUUUUCCGAUUUGACAUCAAAGGCCAGCAGCCAUUCCAAGUUUACUGGAGAAUGUGGGAAGUCACACUGGGUCCAGUGUCACAUGAAUCCGGUUAGUAAGUCCAAGGACAAGACAGAGGGUACUCAAAAGUUUAGGACAAGUAAUAUGGCCGGUUUUAGAUUUUCCGGGCUCUCGGCUAAUGGGGUUUUGGAUUAUUUGGAUAGUUUUAAUGAAGAAUAUGAGAUCAAUGAUCAUCAAGCAAAUGAUCAUGAUGAGGAUGACUACAAGGAUGGUGAUACACAUGUUGUGGUGGAUGACAACGAUGAUUAUAUGGCUAAGUUUUGGUCUCUGCAUGACAAACAGAACAACGAUGAUGAUGAUCAUACGAGUUUUUUGUGAAGUGGGGUUCAUGCUAGACAUUGAAGAAGAUGAAGGGUGGUGUUUAGUGGGAGAAAUGUGAUUUGUAGA
This is a messenger RNA of Hibiscus syriacus, 605 nucleotides long. RefSeq lists its product as uncharacterized. The transcript has a single exon. Bases 36 to 536 code for a protein of 166 amino acids. The record is from RefSeq and is a predicted model, not a curated record. Lineage: Eukaryota; Viridiplantae; Streptophyta; Magnoliopsida; Malvales; Malvaceae.